Phalaenopsis equestris is the source of this 1244-nucleotide messenger RNA. RefSeq names its product E3 ubiquitin-protein ligase Os04g0590900-like. Gene Ontology annotation, molecular function: transferase activity. The record is from RefSeq and is a predicted model, not a curated record. Gene Ontology annotation, biological process: protein ubiquitination. Lineage: Eukaryota; Viridiplantae; Streptophyta; Magnoliopsida; Asparagales; Orchidaceae. The transcript has a single exon. Bases 279 to 1055 code for a protein of 258 amino acids.
UAAACCAUACAUUCUUCCAUGGCAAAGUUCAUUCGUCGAUUCUCCAACUAACCUUACCAUCCUGAACUUAGUUGUUGCUUCCUUCCAAUUCCCCACCAAAUCUUCAAUUCUCAUGGCCCGCAAUUUCUCUUUCCGCAUCUACUAACUUUUCAAUGAGUCCAUGUUAACUCCAUUAAUUACUGAUUAAACCACCCAUCCUCUGAACUCCCUCUGCUCUUCUCCUUUUUCCUCUCCCCUCUGCUCUUGAUUAACAUCAUCUUCUUCUUAUCCACCCCUCCAUGGGCACCCCACAAGCAUGGCCUCAAUAUACUGCAGGCAGAGACUGCUCCCUCGGUUUUUGCAGCGUCUACUGUCCCCAAUGGUGCUUUUUCUACUUCCCCCCACCACCACCCCCCUCCCACUCCAAUUUCACCCUCUCCCCUCUCCUCAUCGCCAUCAUCGUCGUCAUCUCCUCUGCCUUCUUCAUUGUCACCGGCUAUCUCAUCGCCCUCAAAUACUGCAACAACCACCGCCACCGAUCUCUCAUCUCACUUAACUCCGGCACCCCCUCUCCCUGGCUCCCCCCUUCUUCCACCGGGCUCGACGCCUCCGUCAUCAAUAAACUCACCAUCUAUCGCUACCGCCGGGGUGAAAACUCCAUCAUCAACGGUGACCGCGACUGCUCAGUUUGCCUUGGGGAAUUUCGCGACGGCGAUAGCCUCCGUCUUCUUCCCAAGUGCAGUCAUGCUUUUCAUAAGAGCUGCAUAGACACGUGGCUAAGCUCACACUCAAACUGUCCACUCUGCCGUGCCGGUGUUAUCGGUCCAGUUGAGCAUACGAUUGCGGAGAGUGAAGAAGAAGGUGAGCUUGUCGUUGAUGUUGCAGCCGUUCAGGAUUUGGAAGAGGAGAGGGAGUUGUCAGAGGGGAGAGAUGGGGAUGAUGAAGAUGUGGUAAUUGAGAUAAGAGAGGAAGCUUACGAGGUUAGGAUGGCCAGUGAAUCGUCGGAGGGGACAAGUACAGUUUCUAUGAAGAGAUCUCUCUCUUCUCGUAGAAGUACUGGAAGUCAUUCAUCGUGAAUUUAUGAAGAAACAUGCUUCUUAUUUUUGUUACCGUAAGCUGAAUUUUCUUGCUGUAUUGUUUGGUUUUUUUUUUUUUCUUUACAUUUUUUGAUGUAAGAAAUUUAUUUGUCACAAACGGCGUUCAGCUCAUGUACAAUUUCCGCGCUAAGACAAGCACUUAGAGGUAGUCGUGCGACUUAGAUGGUA